CAACCCGUAUUCCUAAAAUUUCCGCCUCCUAUAUUAUGCCCGGCUUAACUAGCCAAUCAAUGAGCUUGACCGUUAACCUAAACCAAUCGGAAUGAAGGAGGCGGGAACUGAGUAGCCAAUCAUAGAACAGAAGAGCGGGCUUGUCAGAAUGCGGGUGGGGAAACACGCACUGGCGUGCAGCGUGGUUUCUGAUGUGUGCUCCGGUUAACUAACCCUGAGGGCUAGCAACGAAAAUGCGGUUUAUUAUUAAAUAGUACUCCAUGUUAUAGUCUGAUUUUUUUUAUUUAACGUUUGUUGUUUAAUUUAUCAGUUGAAAAGAUGGGGAAAAGCAAGACUAAAAACCAGAAGAAGGCACGCGUAGCUGCCAAUCACGUGGCCGAGGAGACGUACGGAAGCGUGCCACACUCCUUUGUCUUUCACCGUGGCCAGAUCGGGAAGAACGUGGAUCAGCUGAUGAUGGACAUGCGGCGUGUCAUGGAGCCGUACACGGCACAGUCCUUAAAGGUUCGAAAGAAAAACGUCUUAAAAGAUUUUGUGACUGCAGCAGGACCAUUGGGAGUCACGCACUUCCUUGUCUUCACCAAAACUGAGAACAGUGUUAACCUGAGACUGGCACGACUUCCUAAAGGCCCCACUGUCCAUUUCCAGGUCACUAAGUACACUCUCAUUAAGGACGUAGUUUCAUCUUUAAAGAGGCACAGGAUGCAUGAACAGCAGUUUACUCAUCAUCCACUGCUGGUGCUGAAUAAUUUUGGGAUAGAGGGCAUGCAUAUCAAACUGAUGGCUACCAUGUUUCAGAACAUGUUCCCUUCCAUCAACGUGCACAAGGUCAACCUGAACAACAUAAAGAGGUGUGUGUUGGUGAAUUACGAUCCUGCAUCUCAAGAAAUAGAGUUUCGGCAUUACAGUCUGAAGGUGGUCCCUGUGGGCAUGAGCAAGGGCGUGAAGAAGCUCUUGCAGGAGAAGUUCCCUAACAUGAGCAAACUGGAGGACAUCAGUGAGCUGCUUCUGAAGGGUGUAAACCUUUCGGAGAGCGAAGCAGAGCAGGACGGCGAGCACAACAUCACCGAGCUGCCUCAGGUGUACUCAGGGCGCGGGAACAUGAGGUCGCAGCAGAGCGCUGUCCGACUUACUGAGAUUGGACCCAGAAUGACCCUGCAGCUGGUAAAGAUUGUAGAAGGCAUGGGAGAGGGGAACGUGCUUUAUCAUUCUAUUAUGACAAAGAGCGAGGAGGAGAUUCAGGAGAUUCUGAGGAGGAAGGAGGCCCGUCUGAAGGAGAAAGCAGAACGCAGGAGCCAGCAGGAGCAAAACGUAGCCCUGAAGAAGGAGAAACGAGACGAGAACAAGAAAAAGAGUCUGGAGGGCAUGAAGAGGAAACGGCAGCAGGAAGGGGCUGCGUCUGAUGACAGUGAAGUGGAGGAUCCUGGGAUGCAGGAGGACCAGCCUGAAGCUGAGGAGUCGGAAGACGAGGCAGAGUAUUACAGACAGGCCGUUGGAGAGGAACCUGAUGAAGAUAUGUUCCCCACUGCAAAGAGGAAACAUGGCCCAGGCAAGUCACGCAUGCCCUUUAAGAAGAGGAAACUGUCUAUGUCAAAAGCUCCUGGUGAAGACAAAUCCAGAUCCAAACCUACUGGCAAGGCUUCUUUUGGUGCUAAAAACUUUGCUGGUAGGAAGUUUGGCGGGAAGAACAUGGGAAAAAUUGCAGCAGGAAACAAAGGAUUUAGAGCGGGAAAAACGGCAGGGGUCAGCAGCCGGUUUGGGAAGAGUAAAGGAGGAAAGAGGUUUGGAGGAAACAAAGGGGAAAGGUUUGGGGAAAAGAAAAGGGGGGCUCAAAGUUCAAAGGGGAAAGGACAAAGACCAAAAACCGGCUCUGCAUUUAAAGGAGGCUCGAGGGGAGGACAAACAAAGAAGGACUUCAAGAAGAAGAAGGAAAAAAGGUGAAGAUAAAACAUGAGCCAGGAUCUACACAGCAGUGACUGCACUAGCAGAGCGCAACUUGGUGGUGGCGAUGUUGCCAGUUUGAACUGCUAAUCUGCUAAAGCAUCUGCGAAAAGACUGCAAUCUAUCUAAAGAUAAAUUUGUGUUUUGUAAAAAUGUUAAUGAAUGUUUAUUGCAUUUAUAGCAAUAAAUAAUGAGUCUUUCAUAAAA
This is a messenger RNA of Pangasianodon hypophthalmus (striped catfish), 2148 nucleotides long. It is a transcript of the gene ppan, whose product is annotated as peter pan homolog. NCBI's taxonomy places the organism in Eukaryota, Metazoa, Chordata, Actinopteri, Siluriformes, Pangasiidae. Gene Ontology annotation, biological process: rRNA processing; ribosomal large subunit assembly. Gene Ontology annotation, cellular component: preribosome, large subunit precursor. The transcript has 12 exons. The record is from RefSeq and is a predicted model, not a curated record. Gene Ontology annotation, molecular function: rRNA binding. The coding region runs from base 319 to 1941 and encodes 540 amino acids.